This is a messenger RNA of Scophthalmus maximus (turbot), 7201 nucleotides long. Its product is annotated as zinc finger and BTB domain-containing protein 5. Lineage: Eukaryota; Metazoa; Chordata; Actinopteri; Pleuronectiformes; Scophthalmidae. The record is from RefSeq and is a predicted model, not a curated record. Gene Ontology annotation, molecular function: RNA polymerase II cis-regulatory region sequence-specific DNA binding; DNA-binding transcription factor activity, RNA polymerase II-specific; protein binding. Gene Ontology annotation, cellular component: nucleus. Gene Ontology annotation, biological process: regulation of transcription by RNA polymerase II. The transcript is spliced from 4 exons. The coding region runs from base 1925 to 4147 and encodes 740 amino acids.
UCUGUGGCCGCAGCGGGAAUGUUAGCUAGUUCACACCUGAACAUAAGCAGGGGUCAGUUUCGGUCCAGACGAGCGGCGCAGCCAGGGGACCGCGCGCUACUGCCGGUGUGGUAGUUGAACAAGGUGUCCGCUGGUCCGCUGCCAGCUAACUUUAGCCUCCUCGCCAGUCUCCGGCUCAGGGGCCUGGGCCUGCUCCUGCUCCUGCCCCUGCCCCUGCCCCUGCUCCCUGCUCCUGCCUCGUCUCUCCUGCGACGCUUUGGGAACAUUUCCAGGUAACGACAGACGCCGCCGCCUCUUGAAUGCCCCCCCCGUGUUAUGUGUCGUAGCUAGUCACGUUAGCUCGCUGCUUCCCGUGUUAGCCAGCAGUGACUUGUUAGCCGUGUGGGCUCGUCCGUCGUUGUCACAACUCCGGGACUUUGCUCCGCAGCUGCUGCUGCUGCUGUAACGUCAACUGCCGGACUAGAUGAGGUGCAUUAUUUACUUGCACCAAGCCAUCUCUUCGUUAAGAACCCCACUGGAACGCUCCCUUUGACCUGUGUGUUGUCCCCCACGUGUAUUGUCAUCAACACGUCCAGCGAACAGACCCCUCACUCACGGACCUUCACCUCCAUCCACCUGGUCCCUGACCUCCUUCUGGAUCCUCGUCACACAGCAGCCUCAGUGGUGUGGCUACUGUUCUGUCGUCCAGCUACCUGGUUAAUUAUUUAGUCAAUAGAUUGUCUUGAGAAAAAAAAAGCAUCCAUCACAGUUUCUCCAGCAGUGAGUUUUCAAGCUGCUGCUUUUGUCUGCUCAACAGCCAAACACUCAGAGACGUCCAAAUUACAAUCACCAGUCUUCACACUGUAGAAGUUGCAAACAUUUGUUCUUUUUGCCCAACAAAGGAUUCAAAAGUGCAGUCGGUUAUGGAAAUCUCUUGUUGUUUAAUGUUGAAAGCCCAUGCCUCGAUGCACACUCUGCUAGUGUUUUCUUUCUAUUUAGAUGAUGUGAUUCACCUGUAAUAGUAUUUCUGAGUUGUAUUACAGUAUUCUAGCUGCAGUUGUGUGCGUUUUACUUGUCAGCAUUGUGUUGUUUAUGACCUUCUCGUACACCAAGUAGCUGUCAUUACGUUGCAGCGUUUGAAUGCUCAUUUCAAGUCUUGAUAAUGGUUAAUUGAAAUCCUAUCACACAAUCCCCAUUGAUGAAAGGAUCGAAGGCGCACACACAUUCCUGUGAUCAAAGGCGCACACUCCUGUGAUCUGUGAUCUCGUCGGAGAAAAAGGCGGUGGUGAAUCCUCUCAGAAUCCCUCUCCUUCUUUGGAGAGACUUUGCCUCCCUCCUUUGUCUGCACUCUCACCUGAGCACAACUUUAUUGUCCUGAGCCGACACCCUGAAGUGAUCGUUGCCACACCUAUUGAUCCACGAUACGCCCUAUCACACAAUUUGUGGUCCUUUGAGCCAGAUCCCGUCACAGCCAACUCCUUGCUGAUGGGGCGGCCGGACUCCUCCCUGCCACAAGUGGUCUACCCAGAAUCAGAGCUGCGUAGCCGCAAGAGUAGGAGACAUGCUUAAGUCCUGGCUGAUCAUUUCUGGUGGCACUUCACUCAUACAGCAUUUCUUGCCCACCUUGCAAGCACGACAGGAAUGGAAUACAGAGGAAGAAGACCUCACCAUCGGCACUAAUCGUAAAUGCAGACUCCAAGAGCUUUGUGGCAAGUGGGAAUAGUGAAGGGACAUAGCAGAGUGAGGACUGCGGCCGUCCAAGGAAAGGACCGAACUCACACUCGCCCUGUGGUUCAGCUCAUCAGACUGCCCGCACUACCCCAGGAUUCUACAAAGAAAUAGUGUGGGAUUUAUUGAUGUCAAAUUUUCAUACCAAAUUUGGUGGUGGCUGUUAAAAAGGCCAUGCCUCUAUGCACACUCUUUUGGUGUUUCUAUUGGGCAGGCCAUGGAUUUUCCGGGCCACUUUGAGCAGAUCUUCCAGCAGCUAAACUACCAGCGUGUCCACGGUCAGCUGUGCGAUUGUGUCAUCGUCGUGGGGAGCCGACACUUCAAGGCCCACCGCUCGGUGCUGGCAGCCUGCAGCACUCACUUCCGAGCCCUGUUCACUGUCGCAGAGGGAGACGCGAGCAUGAAUAUGAUCCAGCUGGACAGCGAGGUGGUGACAGCUGAAGCUUUUGCUGCUCUGGUGGACAUGAUGUACACGUCAACACUGAUGCUGGGGGAGAGCAACGUCAUGGACAUCCUCCUCGCCGCCUCUCACCUGCACCUUAACAAUGUAGUCAAAGCCUGCAAACACUACCUGACAACGCGUACGCUGCCUAUGUCUUCCUCAUCCGAAAGACCAAUCCACCACCAACCUCUGCAGGAGCAGCAGAGGCGCAGGCAGCAGCAGCAGCAGCAGCAGCAGCAGCAAGUAGAUUUAGCAGUGAACCCUACUCUAGCAGCUAACACUAACCUUGCAACAAAUGCUGCCACAUCAAAGCUGCAGCGCUCCUUCCUCUUGCAGCAGCUGGGACUCAGCUUGGUGAGCUCUGCUUUGGGUGGGAUGGAGGAGGAUGGGGUGGGAAACAUAGUUGGCAAUAGAGAGGUGGGACCGAGGACCUCUUUCCCUAUCCGACGUUUCCACAAACGCAAGGCCUCACUUGCACUGUCAGAAGAGAGACCCAGGCAGAGGCAGCGCCCCUCAGCCCCCAACCUGGGGUUGUUGGGAGAAGAAGGGGUGAAUGCAGAGCGAGAGGAAGGAGCACUUCUGUCCCCGGACUCCCACAAGAUGGGGGAUGACGCAAAAUCGGAUGAUGCAAUCACUGGCCUGGUUGGGGUGUCCCAAGAUGAUCCUCAGAUGCCCAGCCAGUCGGACAGUGGACACUGUGGGGGGGUGGACUUGGGGAGAAUUCAAGGAGGAGUGAGCAAGGAGGAGGACAUAGAUGACCACGACCACCAGGAGAACACAUCAGGGGUGAAGAUUAAAUCAGGGACAGAGGAAGAGGAACUGGAACAGAAGGUGGUGGUUAAACGAGAGCCGCUAAGCUCGCCUGAGCCGACAGAUGAAAUCAGCGAUGUGACAUCGCAGGCUGAGGGCAGUGACCCGGCUGAGCCCGGAGGCCGGGAGGAGGAGGAGAAGGUGGAGCUGAGCCCAGAGAGCAGUGACCGCAGCUUCACCUCUGAACACCAACCCAGUUCUGACUCGCUGCUGCAGCCCAGCUCCCAGCUUCUCAUCAAGAGCGGCAUGGGAGGAGGCGCCGGGGUCGGAGGAGGUUUUGGAUGUAAUAACGGAUUAAAUGGCAAACCUGGUUUUAGUAUUUCAAGCUUCCUCAGCCCAAAGGUUUUUGGAAGUGGCGGGGCAGGGUUGGUUGCAGGAGAGGACGACCUGCCCAACACGACAACUGGGGAUGCGUUAGCACACCACUUCCUGCUGAGACAGGAACCUGCUGGACCAUCUGGCUCUUCCUCUUCUUCUCUUCUGCAGUCUCCACUCAGUGGUGAGAGUCGCAAUGGUUUUGGAGACAACUUGCAGCCCGAUUCUCUGUUCCUUCGUCCCCUGCAUGACAGUUUGGGGAACCCCAGAGGAUGUGGGGGAAAUGUGAGUGGAGGACGUGGAGGGGUAGACCCCUUUGGUCUGGACUUCCAGCACUCCAGUCUGGGGCUUCACUCUUUGGGGCGACCCUCACGAGGGGCUGGAGGAGCCACCGCUGUCCCUCUAGGCUAUCCAGGCUACAGGCGCAUUGCUCCAAAAAUGACCACCAGUUUGGGAGGAGGAGAAGGUGUAGGCGGUGUACUUCAGGAUUCCGCCUCCUCCUCCUCGAGUCUGCCAAGUCCCCUGCUUCUGAACGAGAGUGGUGGGUAUGAGAUGAACAGUGGCAGGCCCAUCUCCCUCCCGCCUCAGCUGACCCGAGCUUCAGCAGACGUUCUGUCCAAGUGCAAGAAGGCUCUGUCGGAGCACAACGUCCUGGUGGUCGAGGGAGCUCGGAAAUACGCCUGUAAAAUCUGCUGUAAAACCUUCCUCACCCUGACGGACUGCAAGAAACACAUCCGCGUCCACACAGGAGAGAAACCCUAUGCCUGUCUCAAGUGUGGAAAGCGCUUCAGCCAGUCCUCCCACCUGUACAAGCAUUCAAAGACCACCUGUCUGCGCUGGCAGAACAGCAACAUGUCCAAUGGCCUGCUUUAGGACUGCAUCAGGGUGAAGGACGAACACAUCUGGAAUCAGAGAUGGGCUGAAUUUAGGGUCCUAAAAAUGUGCGGAUUUUUCUGAAGCUGUGACCAGACCAGUCAGAUCUGAUCAUGUUCAAAACAACCAGUCCUGAUCAUAGACCAAAGACGGGGCGGAUGAUGUAAUCAUGCAUUUUCUUUUCCAAGAGAAACACAAACUGUCAAGUCAGUAAAAGUGACUCAACACAUUUACAGUACAAAGAUUAUAGGGACGCAGGACAUUAAUUAAUUGCCAUGGACUCAUUAUAUCAUAUCAUAGGUGUACAUUGUAUACUCUCCUGUUAGAAUAUCAUAAGAGUACUAUAAGGAUUUGCCAUCAGUAUCUCUGUAUAAUAUGAUCCAGGUCAGUCCAGACUUGACUUUCAAAACUGCCACACUGUUGUUUGAUUUUUUGUUUAAAAAAAAAAAAUGUAAAUCUCGUUCAUUAGAUCUACUGAGGUGAUCCCUUAGCACUGAAGAAUGAAAAUCAUGUAAAAUAACGUGCUUAUGUGUAAAUUUUCCUUCUCAGAUUUGUAAAACAUAGCAUAGUGUCCCAACUUUGCAUAUGGACUAUGCCUUGUUCUGUGCAAGGGCAGUCAUAUAGACUCACUGUUUCGGAUUUAGUUUGGGUGCAAGAUGUAAUGUCUGUAAUUACUUAUAAUUAGUCUUCUCUUUAUUCUUGAUUCUACAAAAUGAGCAGUAGAUUCUUUCCUGUGAGAGUUCUGCAACUUUUUGCAAAUUCAACCAACAAAAAAAGACAGCAGACUCUAGAGUGUGUUGUUUCACUCUGUUGUAGGUGUGCAGUGAAAUAAUACACAGCAUUUGACAUUCUUGGCCAGGACAAGAGCAACAAAGAAAUAAAAUGGAUCAACAUUUCUCAACAGCUGAUUAUGGAAUUGAUGCAUACUCAAACACAUUAGUUAAUUAGCAAAUAUUUCAUUUGGAAACAAUGUGGCCUUCACACUUCACAUUACCAGAGGAACACAUGUCUCACUUUGUACCUGUGAAUUGCCAAGUCCAGGUUUUGGAUAAAUGGUUAACUUUGAAUCGCUCUAAUCAACACCUUGCUCCAAUUUGCAGGUCGAGCUUUAAACAUUUAAGUCCCUUUUUUUCUUCCUUUUUUUUUAGGGAAUCAAAAAAAAUCUGAGCCAUUAAAGCAAAAGGAAUCAAAUCUUAUCUUCGAAUUAGGAACAGCUCUGUUUACUUGGCCUUGCAGUCUCUUUUUGAGAAAUAUAAUAUAUGAUAUUGUAUUAUAAUACUGAGAGAACAGCUUCACUGAAAAAUGUGCCGUCGAUGCACCUUAUUUUUUUGUCAAAAUGUGCAAAACCUUCAGUUUCUUAUAGUUAAAAAAUUGUAUGUGUGACUUUUCCUCCUUAUUGGUUAUUGACUGGGACUGGCCACAAAAAACUCAGCUGACUGUCCACACAUCUGUGCGCAUUUGUGUGUACAGCUUGUGUCGUCCAUGUAAACUGUUUACAGGAUAUUGAGGUUCAGCACAUGCUGAAAAAAAAGUGCUUUGGAAAUGUAAAUAUUGCACAUUUGUUGUUGGUUUCAUAAUUUUCCUCCUGGAGAAGAGACAAAACAACUCCUGAAGAACUAAACAUUGUGUAUAAGUUUGCUACUGUACUUGAUAUCAGUGCUUUAUACAUGUCUCCUUUGUACAUCUUAUGAUGUUGCAUCUGUUACUAAAGCCCUUAGACAAAUCAUUCUCUUUUGUAACUAAUAUGUUUACUGAAAUAUCGAACUAUGUGAAAAUGUUGCUGUAUUGCAAUUAUCCAACUCUACCACCUCUCAAGGUUAGUUUUUCUUUCUGUUACACUACUACUUUUAUGUUGGAUUUAAAAGAGUUUUCCUUGUGUGAAUAUUGCACAUGGGGACAAUUGGAAAAUAAUUAGAUUUCUACACAAUCUCUUGUCAGUUUUUUCAUAUUCAUAUUAAGGAGUUUUAAUUUAAGGAUUAUAACUUUUUUUAAUCCAGGUACCUAUAUUUCAAUAUCUACCUUUAACUUGAUAAUUACUGCAAGACAACCAUGGCUCAAUUCAGGAUUUGUGUAAGAUUAAAAUUUUUAAAAAGACAGUGAGGAGGAAGUAAAAGAAAUUCAGUUUAUAAAAAAUAAAAACAUGAUUUUUACAUCAAUGUUGGUUACUUGGAUGUUCAUGUAGUGUUGUACGGUUCUGUUUUAAUGAACUGGAAAAAAAAAUCUCUUUAAAUGCAUAUUUGCCUUUUUGUAUAAUUCAUCGCUUGCUAUAUUGUGUCACCUACACUGUCAGUGAAAAUCACAAGGUAUUUGCUUUCAUUUCUAGUAGGCGCCUUACUGUACUGUAGAGUCAUUGCACUGUCAACCUGAACAAAAUGACAGCUUUGACACAUUUUGAUGGAUAAGCUUACUUACUAGAGGAAGAAAUUGCCUUUGGAGAUGUUCUCCUUGUAAACAUAAGCUAACAUACUGUUUGCCCUGUUAAUUCUUUACACUGUCGAGUAAAGUCCAUUAAUCUUUGGCCGCAGAGUUUAAAAUGACCACUGACGGUUAAAUCUCGAAUCUGUCAUCAGUUCCUGUGUUGCCUCCUCUGUCACGGUGGAAAGAGUAAGUUGUGAUUCGCUCUUUGGAAAUAAAAUUAAAAAUUUGCGGAGAUGAUGAGGUGGAGGAGAGAAACGUUGUCCACCUCCAAAAUGGCUUCCAUGUCUCACACAGUGGCCUGUUAGCCAUUAUAUUGCUGCUGUCUUCUAAAGCUGAUGAUGUUUAUCUCUGAAAAAUGCACUGACUGUAUUGCCCCUGUAUGAAUAUGCCAAAAUUUUGUUAAACAUAAAUUGUUAAGGAAAGUCACUGCCUUAUGCCCUCUAGCUUAAAAAGCUGGGCUUUUGUUUAUAUGCCAAAUCUGAGGGAUUUCUGUGUUUUGUUUUUUCUGUGUAUCUCAGUGUAAAGUUGUGUAAUCAUGAGUGAACUCAAUGUUUCUCUAUACUGUCGAAGGCUAUCAAGAUUGUAUAAUAUGUUUAGUCGUUGUAUAGAUUGAAUAAAAAAAAAUGAUGAAAUUAA